This is a messenger RNA of Pochonia chlamydosporia 170, 300 nucleotides long. RefSeq lists its product as hypothetical. The coding region runs from base 1 to 300 and encodes 99 amino acids. The transcript has a single exon. Lineage: Eukaryota; Fungi; Ascomycota; Sordariomycetes; Hypocreales; Clavicipitaceae. The record is from RefSeq and is a predicted model, not a curated record.
AUGCUGAUGAGCAAGGGAGACGUCAAAUGCAUGAUAUUAUCCUCGGGGAGCACUCCGUCGGUUUCCAAAGCCACGCUUCAGACAGAGAAUGUGAUACACAAUCAAAAUCAUUGCAUGACGGCAUCUUUCAUCGAUGACUCGCCCCUGGGCGUCAAAGUGUCCAGAGCCAACCCUGACACUAGCAUUGGUUGUGCUGUGGGCAAACGUCGCAAGCAGUUGACAAGCACAGGGGAGCUGUCUGGUCCUCUUCUACCCAUUGUACCCAAGCUCCAGGCUCGGAAGCCACAUCUGCGCGAUUAG